Coffea arabica (coffee) is the source of this 1401-nucleotide messenger RNA. RefSeq lists its product as uncharacterized. The record is from RefSeq and is a predicted model, not a curated record. Gene Ontology annotation, biological process: translation. Gene Ontology annotation, cellular component: ribosome. NCBI's taxonomy places the organism in Eukaryota, Viridiplantae, Streptophyta, Magnoliopsida, Gentianales, Rubiaceae. Gene Ontology annotation, molecular function: structural constituent of ribosome.
AUUUUGCUCCCAUUGUUCACUCACCUCACCAUCAUGGCAUCAUUGUCAUCCCUCCUAAAAUCCCUCUCUUUCCUUUCCCUCUCAGACCAAAAUCCAUCCCUUUCCCUUAAACCCCACCAAAAGGUCCAAAACCCCUGCUCUCCACAACUCCCUUUUUCUUCAUCCUCGUCUUUCCCUCCCCAAUUUCUUCUUUCCACUGCAAACCCAUCACCCGACCAGCAAUCCCCUUUGAACCCACUUCCCAAAACUCCCAUUAAUCCCCAAUUUUACCCUGCUGCUGAUUAUUCUCCUUCUCCCUCUUUUGAGUCCCUGAUCAUAUGCCCGUCACUUGCCUAUGCAAAUGUAUACUUCUUCAAAGAUAACUUCCGCAUUGUCUGCGGCGAAAAUGAAUCUGAGCAUCAGAUUGCUGACCGCUUCAUGAGAGCUACGGCGAGGUCUGGCGUCUUUUAUGAAAUGAAGCGCAGGAGAUUCUUCCAAACCCCUAGGGAGGAGAAGAAAAUGAAGUCUCAGCUCGCUGCCAAACGUCUGAAAAGGUCAAAGAUGAGGGCUGCCAGGUUCCGAGAAGCUGAGCCAAAGAAACCAAGAAUCUUGAUGGACCCAAUUGAAGAGAAGAAGAGGAAUGCUCGAAUUGCUGCCAAACGACGCUCCUCCAAAAAAUUUCUUUGGGGAGAGGGAUUGAGUUAAUGGAAUGGGAAACCAAUGGGAAGCUAAAAGGGAAGGGCGAGAAUUAUUAGCAGCAAUUAUUUGUGUUUGGAAUACAGGGAGAAAAGAAAAGAAAGGAAUUAGGUCGAAAUUUCCUGUUCUAAGAGAGUGUUCUAAAUACUCAAAAUGUUCUGUAGAGACCUUGAAAGAGGGCCCAUCAAGCUCAUGGAGAAGUUUCUAUUUUCCUGAAACAUUUUGAUAUACUAACAAAUGAAUCAGCCGAAGGAUGUUUUAGUUUCCAGAAAAUUGAUCAGAACCAUCAUAUGAUGUUUGAUUUCUUUUCUUUCUCUUCUUGCUUGAAUAUCUGGACCCUCAAAUUUUGUCUAUUUAGUUAUGUGUUUAAGGGGAAUGUGCAUAAACUGACUAUGAUUAUUAUCUGAUGAUGUUUCAAAAAUAUAUGAAAACCUCUUUUGACUGGAACUGUUGGCAUCUGUUUAUGAAUUACCGAAAAGAAAAAAAACUGCUUUAACGAGGUAAGGAUUAUACAUGGCCGGUUACAGUUCCUUGACGAAAGAUUAGUAUAGCAUAAACUAGGCCGUGGAUAUAAAACAGCUUUAUAGUUGAUAUGUUGAGUUAAGCUCGAUCUACCAUGCAUUCAGCACAUGGAAUUGUUACUUUAUCUGUACUACCAGGAACUUAUAGGCGUUGUAUAUACCCAACCUUUAUUUGUGUGGGUGCAUCUUGUUAUGGAAUGAGGAG